AUGCCGGACGCUUCGACUAGGUCGACGGGAAGCACGUUCCACACGCUCACCCGAGAGAAGCAGUUCAAAAAUCCACCAAAGAAAGGCUCAGUCGUUCCUAUCCUGAAUGAAUUUGUGAUCCCUCAUUUAGAAUCAUUCAACGCGCUUUUCGAUGACUCCGGUUUACCUGUUGGCGAUGGAGACGGUCAAGGAUUACUGUCUUUGGCGAUAAAGGACAUAGGGGAACGCGUCGUAUUCGAUGGCAAAGGAGAAAUCGGUUCAGAGAGCGGUCUCAAAGGUUGGGGGAACAGGUUGAGCAUGUGUUAUGAACAGGUUCUUGUGGCACGACCUAUGAUCUCCGACAAAGUUCAAAACGAUUACGCCCGGCUAUUCCCCUCGGAGGCUCGCGAACGUGUGACAUCUUACCGUGCCCGCAUGACAGUCAAACUCCGUUGGAGAGUUAACGAUGGUCCGACAGAGGUCGAACAGCGAGACUGCGGGCUGCUCCCGAUCAUGGUUCGAUCAAUAAGGUGCAACCUCAAGGGUAUGUCUUCAGCCGAUCUUGUGAAGCACCACGAAGAGCCCGAGGAGUUCGGCGGCUACUUCAUCAUUAACGGAAACGAGCGGCUUAUCCGAUACCUCAUCCUCCCUCGGCGACACCAUGUUAUCGCACUUACGCGCCCAUCCUUUGCGAACCGCGGGCCGUCCUAUACACCAUAUGCCGUGCAGAUCCGGUGUGCUCGGCAAGACCAGACGAGCGUAACAAACACACUGCACUACCUCUCAAACGGGAGCGCCAUGCUGCGUUUCAGCUGGCGGAAGCAGGAGUAUGUCAUCCCUAUCAUGCUGAUCCUGAAAGCGCUUGUUUCCGCCUCGGACAAAGAGAUCUUCGAGGGAGUCAUGAUGCAGGACUAUGAGGACACGUUCCUCACGGACCGGGUGGAGUUGCUCUUGCGCAGCUUCAAAAUGUACAGUUUGUACGCUGGUGAUCAGUGCCUCGAAUUCUUAGGCUCCAAGUUCCGCGUUGUUCUCAGUACACCUGACGAUAUGACCAACAAGGCCGUUGGUGCCUGGCUAGUGCAAAAGCUGGUGCUUGUCCAUCUCGACUCACCGCGAGAGAAGUUCCGGAUACUUCUCUUUAUGCUCAGGAAGCUCUAUGCGCUGGUGUCAAAGUCAUGUUGCGUAGAUAAUCCUGAUUCCCCGCAAAAUCAAGAAGUUCUACUGCCGGGAACAUUAUACGGGAUGAUUAUCAAGGAACGGUUGGAGGAAGCAUUGCACAAUGUGUCUCAAGCCAUUGCUGCUGACGUCAGGCUAUCGAACCCAUCCGUAGACUUCUUUGACAAUCGUUAUUUCAGAAAAAUCCUAGCGCGUACUAACUUCGACAUCGGUGCAAAGAUGUCGAACUUUCUCGCGACGGGCAACUUGAUAUCACCGACUGGUCUUGAUCUGCAGCAAGCUUCUGGAUUCACGAUCGUCGCGGAGAAGCUCAACUGGCAACGUUAUAUCAGUCACUUCAGAUCCAUUCACCGAGGGGCAUUUUUUGCCGAGCUGAAAACUACGACGGUCAGAAAACUUCUGCCAGAAGCCUGGGGUUUCCUCUGCCCUGUGCAUACUCCUGACGGCUCUCCGUGCGGAUUGCUCAAUCACCUGUCGCGUACGUGCCGCAUCGUGACUGCGCCAUUAGCAGUCGCGCAUAUACCCGCCCUUCUAGCCGUCCACGGCAUGACACCAGCCUUUGCCGCCUCAAUCGACGGCCGUAGAAACCUGUGCGUGCAGCUCGAUGGACGUCUGAUUGGCUGGGCCCCUUCCGCCGUCCUCAAACAACUCGCGACGAAUUUGCGGAUAUGGAAGACGGAGGGAAAAUACAACGUACCGCUCGAUCUGGAGAUUGCAUUCGUGCCUGUCUCCAAGGGCGGGCAAUAUCCUGGGCUGUACCUUUUCGCGUCGCGGGCGCGAAUGAUGCGGCCCGUGAAGUACCUCGCGAAUGGACAUAAUGAUCAGAUUGGGUCGUUCGAGCAAGUCUACAUGGACAUUGCGUGUACACCGGAGGAGAUUGAGCAAGGUGUUUCGACACACGUCGAGCAUGCCCCAACAAAUUUCCUCUCGAUUCUGGCGAAUCUCACUCCUUUCUCUGACUUCAAUCAAAGCCCCCGUAAUAUCUACCAAUGUCAGAUGGGUAAACAGACCAUGGGAACACCGGCCACUGCCCUCCAGCAUCGGACAGAUAACAAGUUGUACAGACUACAAAGUGGUCAAACCCCAGUGGUACGUCCCGCGUUGCACAACACAUACGGCAUGGACUCGUUCCCAAACGGGACCAAUGCCAUCGUCGCGGUCAUCUCUUACACUGGAUACGACAUGGAAGACGCCAUGAUUCUAAACAAGUCAGCGCACGAGCGAGGCUUUGGAUAUGGUACUGUCUAUAAGUCGCAUACCGUAGACCUCAGAGAAACGCAAGGGUCCGCAAAAUCGCAGACAAACCCGACGCUUCACUUUGGCUUGGGGUACGAUGUCAGGACUUCGGGUCCUAGGCGGCAUCCCUGGUGUGACUUCGUAGAUCCCGAUGGUCUACCAGCUGUUGGAACUCGACUGACCGCUGGCGAUCCACUCUGCGCUUAUAUUGACGAUACGAAGAAUCGCACGAUAUGGGUAAAGUACAAGGGUGACGAGGUGGCCUAUGUAGACACGGUGCGCCUGCUAGCCAGUGACGGUGUUGAGACCGAACUACAGAAGAUCAAUAUUACUCUCCGGAUUACGCGCGCCCCAGUCAUCGGUGACAAGUUCUCUUCCCGGCAUGGACAGAAGGGUGUCUGUUCGCAGAAAUGGCCUGCCAUUGACAUGCCGUUCAGCGAGAGCGGGAUGCAGCCGGACGUCAUUAUCAACCCGCAUGCCUUCCCCAGUCGUAUGACGAUCGGUAUGUUGGUCGAGAGUAUGGCAGGUAAAGCGGGCGCGAUGCAUGGCCUUGCACAAGAUGCCACUCCAUUCCAAUUCACAGAAGAGGACACAGCUGUGGAUUACUUCGGCGAACAGCUUCUUGCUGCCGGCUACAACUUUUACGGCAACGAGCCCAUGUACUCAGGUAUUACUGGACAGGAGUUUGCCGCCGAUAUUUAUAUUGGUGUCGUCUACUAUCAGCGUCUACGACACAUGGUGUUGGACAAGUUCCAAGUACGUACGACGGGUCCUGUCGAUCCCUUGACGCGGCAACCUGUGAAGGGUCGUAAACGUGCAGGAGGUAUCCGAUUUGGUGAGAUGGAGCGGGACGCUCUCAUCGCCCAUGGUACAUCCUUCCUUCUCCAGGAUCGACUGAUGAACUGCUCCGACUACUCAACUGCCUGGGUCUGUCGGACGUGUGGAAGUCUGAUAUCGCUGGGAUACGACGACAUCAGCCUAGGAGAAAUGUCCUUGGGUCCAUCGGGACAGCUAAGACCCACUGGGCCAGGAGGGGAGUACUGCCGAGUCUGCCGAGCAACUGCAGAAGCGGAGGAUGAAUGGGCACGAAAGUCGCUUGCCAAUGCGCAAAACGGGAUUUCCGCCGGUCACAGUCAGAGCGACCUUAGGGUCGCCAUUCCCUCACACAAUAUCUUGGGACCCGCGUCGAAGGGUGGCAAUCUGGAUAUCGUUGCAGUGCCGUAUGUCUUCCGGUAUCUUUGCGCCGAGUUGGCUUCCAUGGGGAUAGCGAUUUCCCUGGAGGUCCACUAA
Molecule: messenger RNA, 3681 nt
Organism: Sparassis crispa
Lineage: Eukaryota; Fungi; Basidiomycota; Agaricomycetes; Polyporales; Sparassidaceae
Product: Probable DNA-directed RNA polymerase I subunit
Exons: 12
Coding region: 1-3681 (1226 amino acids)
Biological process (GO): DNA-templated transcription
Cellular component (GO): RNA polymerase I complex; nucleus
Molecular function (GO): ribonucleoside binding; DNA binding; DNA-directed RNA polymerase activity
Source: RefSeq, a predicted model, not a curated record